Messenger RNA from Plasmodium coatneyi, 864 nucleotides. RefSeq names its product Biotin-[acetyl-CoA-carboxylase] ligase. The coding region runs from base 1 to 864 and encodes 287 amino acids. The record is from RefSeq and is a predicted model, not a curated record. Gene Ontology annotation, molecular function: biotin--[biotin carboxyl-carrier protein] ligase activity. The transcript has a single exon. NCBI's taxonomy places the organism in Eukaryota, Apicomplexa, Aconoidasida, Haemosporida, Plasmodiidae. Gene Ontology annotation, cellular component: cytoplasm. Gene Ontology annotation, biological process: protein modification process.
AUGGACCCCGAAGCCUCUUUCGAAAGGUCCUACCCUGAGCUGGGUGCUCUGCGUCUGCACUUCGACGUGCUGGACUCCACCCAGCUGUACUGCAAACGGAACAUGGCGCGUCUGCUACAAAAUGGGAUUUUACAAGACGAAAAAAACAUAAUCGUGGUGACUUGCAACGAACAGACAAAUGGGAUCGGGACGAGAGACACGAAGAAGAAGCAAGACAGAGUAUGGCUAUCGGAAAGGGGAAAUAUUUUUACAACCUUUGUUCUUCUGUGGAAGAGGGAAGACAUAGAGAAGGUCAAGUACCUAGCACAAACCUCCACCGUGGCAGUGAGCAAAACGUUGGAGCACUUCCACUUAGUAACACAGAUCAAAUGGAUCAAUGAUGUCCUCGUGAACGAAAAAAAAAUAGCCGGUUGUCUUGUUAACUUAUACUACCUAGAUGACUUCCCUUCGUUGCUGAACCGUUACGUCUGUGUGAUGAUUGGCAUAGGGAUCAACUUAACCCUAACGGAUAGGAAUAACCUCCUAGGUAACAACUACACUUCUGUGCAGAAGGAACUACAACGAGAUUUCAACAGCCUGUAUUUAAUCCCAUCAGUAGAGGAUGUCACGGAAAAGUUAAUCUACAAUUUGCAUGCAGUAUUGGUAAAACUGAGAGAGGAGGGAUUCUCUUCCUUCCUGGAUUACAUAACGCCAAGGCUUCUAUACAAAGACAGGAACGUUCUGGUCGAUACGGAUCAUGAGUUAAUUCAUGGGUGCCUCCAAGGGCUGCUCCACGACGGCUCACUCCUCCUCUUACGGGGGAAGAACGAGCUCAUCCACGUGAACACGGGGCACCUGCGUCUCUUCGACGGUCACCCGGGAUGA